This is a messenger RNA of Scophthalmus maximus (turbot), 1413 nucleotides long. It is a transcript of the gene atg10, whose product is annotated as ATG10 autophagy related 10 homolog (S. cerevisiae). The transcript is spliced from 7 exons. Gene Ontology annotation, cellular component: intracellular anatomical structure. Gene Ontology annotation, biological process: macroautophagy; protein lipidation; protein modification by small protein conjugation. The record is from RefSeq and is a predicted model, not a curated record. Lineage: Eukaryota; Metazoa; Chordata; Actinopteri; Pleuronectiformes; Scophthalmidae. The coding region runs from base 285 to 1085 and encodes 266 amino acids. Gene Ontology annotation, molecular function: Atg12 transferase activity.
AGAGAAACGGAGCUAUUGGCCUGACGAGUGGUCGGGCGGAGUAAACAAGCACGACCGCGGCAUCCUCUCGGGGCUCUGUGUCGCACCCGCCGGGCCUGGAGUGAAACGGCACGGUGACAUGUCAGCAGACUCCGGAGACAACCGGAAGGCGAAGCUCGUCAAAAGUGACUCCCUCUCAUCCACACCAGUAGAGGCAGUUAGAGGCGGGCUGAGCGACGAACGAUCGUGACAGCGCUCGAAAAGUCCGCAAAUGUCCCUUUCCUAACCAUUGUUCCUUCACCCCGAUGGAAAACGCCGCGGGGCGAAGGACAACCCGCAAGGAGGAGAUGAGCUGGUGUAUGCUGGAGGAGACCUUCCACAGCUGCUGUCAGCUCCUCCUGCAGCAGUCAGAGCAGCUGAAAGACGGCUGGAGCUGGGAGUCAGUCCAGGAUUCACAGGAGGGCUUCUUGAGGAAGACUGCUCUCAGGUCACUCGUCAUUAAUUCCAGCCCAGUGUGGGACCAAGUCGGAUCCAUCUCGGACUCAAGGUCACACACUUCCUGUCACUCCUGGCUUAAUCAACCGCAACAGGAAAAAGAACAGUCUUUACCUGUUGCCUCAAAUGAUGCUGACAGCAUUACAGUUGACAUAGUUGAUGAUGAUGAUGAAGAUGAUGGGGUCUGUAUGGUGUCUGAAGACAGCAGCCAGGUGCUGAAGUACGAGUAUCACAUCCUGUACUCCUGCAGUUACAGUACGCCUGUGCUCUACUUCAGAGCCUUCACUCUGGAGGGGAGGAGCCUGUCAUUAGAGGAGGUGUGGAGCUCCAUUCAUCCAAACUUCAGACUUCGACUUCAGGACAGUCCUCUCCAUACAAUCAGUCAACAGGAGCAUCCCCUGCUGGGUCAGCCUUUCUUCAUGCUCCACCCCUGCAGAACUGAGGAGUUCAUGAGGCCUGUAAUGCAGGCAGCUCAGGACCAACACAGGCCAGUGAACUACGUAUUGACAUGGCUCAGUGUGGUGGCUCCUCUGGUGGGUCUGGAUGUCCCCCUGAAGUACUUCAUCCAGCUCCACCCUGAAGUCUUAAUCAGAAACACAGAGCCAAACUGAUGCUGACGGCACUCUGCCCCUGUCUCUCGUCGUGGAGUCUUUGCAUGGAUUCUUGAUUAUCAACCAGGCAAGCAUGGCAACUGCCCUGGUGCCCCAGACAUUCAGGGGUCCGAAGAUCCUAAGUUGUCAGAGUGGCAAUAACUUUGUUUCAAUUUCCAAUUUCCUUCUGCAUUUUACCUGAUAUUAGACUGUUUAAGAAGGUCCCUGUGUCAUACUGCGUAUGUGGUGCAUAUUCUGUGGUGCAUCUGAUACAUUGCAAUAUCCUUAGGAAAUAAUCUGUUCAUAAUGGUAUACAAAUUGCUACUUUUAAUAAAAAUUCCUUCAUGUA